Messenger RNA from Saprolegnia parasitica CBS 223.65, 813 nucleotides. RefSeq lists its product as hypothetical. The record is from RefSeq and is a predicted model, not a curated record. NCBI's taxonomy places the organism in Eukaryota, Oomycota, Saprolegniomycetes, Saprolegniales, Saprolegniaceae. The coding region runs from base 1 to 813 and encodes 270 amino acids. The transcript is spliced from 6 exons. Gene Ontology annotation, biological process: phospholipid transport.
AUGCUCGUCCAUGAAUUCCAUAUCCCGCUGCACAUGACAGUCGACGAGUUCCAAGUCGCGCAGCUCUACAUGGUGGUCGACGCCAGCGAGAAGAACACCAAGGGCGGCGAAGGCGUCGAGAUCCUCAAGAACGAGCCGUACGACAACACGAACGGCCAGCUCGGCGACGUCUCGGCGAUCUCCAACUGCAAGAUCCCGCGCAACCGCGGCCAGUACACGCUUAAGCACUACUACGUCAAGAGCGAGAUCCCGGGCUACAUCAGCGCGCUGUGUCCCGAAGACAGCAUGACGCUCAUUGAAGAAGCGUGGAACGCAUACCCGCACUGUCUGACCGUCAUCACCAACGGCUACUUGGCGAAGAAGAAGUUUUCCAUCUCGAUCGAGUCGUUGCACGUGCCUGGCACGACCGUCGCAGCCAACGCACUCAACUUGACCAAGGACGAGCUCAAGAACCGUGAAGUCGAGCUGAUCCGCAUUGAGUCGGACAUGCCCAACCAAAACUCGGACGACGACUACGACCCGUCGACAUAUGUCUGCCCCAAGACUGGACGUGGCCCGCUCGAGCGCGGCUGGGAAACCAAGGUCGACCCCGUCAUGACGUGUAUCAAGGUUGUCCGCGUCAACUUUGACUACUGGGGCUUCCAAGGCAAGGCCGAAAAGUUUAUUCGCGACCGCCAGCGCCGUCUCUUCCACGCCUCGCUGCGCCAGGCCCAGUGUCUCUCGGGCAAGUGGUUUGGCCUGACCAUGGAAGACAUUCGUGCCCUUGAAGCCAACAUCCAGCAAAAGCUCAUUGCGCAGCGCACGGCGCAGUAG